AUGUCUAGCCAGCCAGCAAGCGCAUUCGCGAAUCCCCGCGUCGGUAUCGCAGCGAUUAUUCCCCGCAAAGAUGGGCGGAUAGUGGUUGGUAAGAGGGAGAGCAGUCACGGCGCAGGAACAUGGCAGCUCCCGGGAGGACAUCUCGAGUUCGGCGAGUCCUUCUUCACUUGCGCAGAACGCGAGACCGAGGAGGAGACAGGGCUGAAGGUCAAGGCUACCAAAAUCGUGGCCGUGACGAACGACGUCUAUGAGGAGUUGGGGAAGCACUAUAUCACCAUUUUCGUGAAGUGUGAGAUGGAGGACGACAGCGCGGUGCCCGUGAAUCUGGAACCGGAAAAGUGCUCGGUAUGGAAAUGGAUGACGUGGCAGGACGUCAGAGAUAUCCAUGCGUCCAAUGGGGAAGGAGGCAUGAAGUUGUUCUUGCCAUUGGCGCAUUUGAUUGAGGAGAAUCCCAAUAUCGAGAGUUUCUAG
Messenger RNA from Colletotrichum truncatum, 471 nucleotides. Its product is annotated as nudix domain containing protein. Gene Ontology annotation, cellular component: cytosol. The record is from RefSeq and is a predicted model, not a curated record. NCBI's taxonomy places the organism in Eukaryota, Fungi, Ascomycota, Sordariomycetes, Glomerellales, Glomerellaceae. Gene Ontology annotation, biological process: dGTP catabolic process. Gene Ontology annotation, molecular function: 8-oxo-7,8-dihydrodeoxyguanosine triphosphate pyrophosphatase activity.